AUGGCUGACGACGACGUGCAGAUUCCAGGCAUCCUAACUGUCCUGGAAUACUUGGAGGGCAAUCCCCUAAUGAAACUUGCCCUCCAAAAGUAUAUCGUUGAAACUAUGGAGCGAGAAGAAGAACUCCUCGAGCGGCUCGCAUUUUAUGAAGGAGCCGCGGAAGAAGAGGAGGAGGAGGUGUUGGAGCCGGCGUUUGCGGGAAUUAAUGAGGAAGAGGCGGCUUGGGCCCCUCUUCCUGAUGAAGAUGACGAGUGGAUGCUCGAGGAAGAGCAUCCAGAACCCGCCGAAGAAGGCUCUGAGAUGCAGGCUUCCCCGAUGGAAGUCGAUGAAGAAGCAGAACCGGAGCAAGCAAUGCGAGAAUUAGUCCUGUAA
Molecule: messenger RNA, 372 nt
Organism: Thelazia callipaeda (thelaziosis nematode)
Lineage: Eukaryota; Metazoa; Nematoda; Chromadorea; Rhabditida; Thelaziidae
Source: the annotation of a GenBank genome assembly